Messenger RNA from Arabis nemorensis, 2004 nucleotides. The record is from the annotation of a GenBank genome assembly. Lineage: Eukaryota; Viridiplantae; Streptophyta; Magnoliopsida; Brassicales; Brassicaceae.
AUGGACGAAAGAGAGAAGAAUGGGAAUGGAAACCACGAGAGGGUAAAAGACGAUUCUGCCCUUGAGAACUCACCUAGGAGUCCUUUAAGCUCCAUAGAUCUCGCCAUUGAUGGUGCCAUGAACGCUUCAAUUGAGCAGCUUUACAACAAUGUCUGUGAAAUGGAGAGCUCUGAUGAUCAAUCUCCAUCGAGGGCUAGUUUCAUUUCGUACGGAGCUGAAUCGAGAAUCGAUUUGGAGCUGAGGCAUCUUGUGGGAGAUGUGGGAGGAGAAGUUGUAGAGAGGAAGAAAGAGAUUAUCUUGGAGAAGAAGGAAGAAAGCAGCGACAGUAGAAGUAGCUUGAAUCAGAAGAAACCAGGUGAGUCUCACUCCAAUGGUAAGAAGAACGUUGCGAAAACCGCAGGUUCGAGGAUCUCUUCGAGGAAAUCGAAAUCCCCGGAUUCUGUGGAUGAGGAGAGUCCUGAGCUCGGGCCGUGGUUGUUGAAGCAAGCUAGAGAGAUGGUUUCUUCUGGUGAGAAUCUGAACAAAGCUCAUGAUUUGGCGCUGCGAGCUGUGAAAGCGUUUGAGAAAUGUGCACAAGGAGAGAAACAACAAAGGUUGAAUUUGGUGAUGUCUUUGCAUAUCUUGGCAGCGAUCUAUGCGGGUUUAGGGAGAUAUACUGAUGCAGUGCCUGUUCUUGAGCGUUCUAUUGAGAUACCAAUGAUUGAAGAUGGUGAGGAUCACUCGUUGGCGAAAUUCGCAGGUUGUAUGCAGCUUGGUGACAUGUACGGUUUGAUGGGUCAGGUCGAAAAUUCGAUUUUGCUUUACACAGCUGGUUUAGAGAUCCAAAGACAAGUUCUUGGAGAAACAGAUGCACGAGUUGGGGAAACUUGUAGGUACUUGGCAGAAGCUCAUGUUCAAGCAAUGCAAUUCGAAGAAGCCUCGAAGCUUUGUCAAAUGGCAUUGGACAUUCACAAAGAGAACGGAUCUUCCACGACAGCUUCUAUUGAGGAAGCUGCGGAUAGAAAACUGAUGGGGCUUAUCUGUGAUGCGAAAGGUGAUUACGAGGUUGCGCUUGAGCAUUAUGUUUUGGCUAGCAUGGCAAUGUCGUCUCAGAAUCACAGAGAGGAUGUUGCAUCAAUAGAUUGCAGUAUCGGUGAUGCUUACAUGUCUCUAGCUCGGUUUGAUGAAUCGAUAUUCGCGUACCAGAAGGCUUUGGCUGUGUUUAAGCAAGCAAAAGGUGAGAAUCAUUCCUCUGUUGCUUCGGUUUAUGUCAGGCUUGCUGAUUUGUACAACAAAAUUGGGAAAAUACGUGAUUCAAAAUCCUACUGCGAAAAUGCUCUUAGGAUUUACCUUAAACCAUCUCCGGGAACUCCUGUGGAAGAGGUUGCAACUGGUUUUAUAGAGAUUUCGGCGAUAUAUCAGUCGAUGAACGAACUUGAACAAUCUCUUAAGUUGCUGAGGCGGGCAUUGAAGAUAUAUGAAAACGCUCCAGGUCAACAGAACACGAUUGCCGGUAUCGAAGCUCAAAUGGGUGUGAUUUCCUACAUGAUGGGGAAUUAUCCGGAAUCUUAUAACAUUUUCAAGAGCGCGAUAUCGAAGUUCCGCAACAGCGGAGAGAAAAAAACAGCUCUUUUCGGGAUUGCGUUGAAUCAGAUGGGACUUGCCUGCGUUCAGCGUUACUCCAUCAACGAAGCUGCAGAUUUGUUCGAAGAAGCGAAAACUAUUCUGGAGAAAGAGUACGGACCGUACCAUCCCGAUACGUUAGCAGUUUACAGUAACCUCGCAGGAACAUACGACGCAAUGGGCAGGCUAGAUGAUGCUAUAGAGAUACUGGAGUAUGUCGUUGGGACAAGAGAAGAGAAGCUUGGGACAGCGAAUCCGGAGGUGGAGGACGAGAAGCAGAGGCUAGCUGCAUUGUUGAAGGAGGCUGGAAGAGGAAGGGUUAAGAGAAACAGAGCACUUCUUACCCUUUUGGACAAUAACCCUGAAAUUGCACCAAACUGUGGACAAAGACCGGUUUAUUGA